Malaya genurostris is the source of this 2806-nucleotide messenger RNA. RefSeq names its product chondroitin sulfate synthase 2 (gene Chpf). Gene Ontology annotation, molecular function: glucuronosyl-N-acetylgalactosaminyl-proteoglycan 4-beta-N-acetylgalactosaminyltransferase activity. Bases 185 to 2596 code for a protein of 803 amino acids. The record is from RefSeq and is a predicted model, not a curated record. NCBI's taxonomy places the organism in Eukaryota, Metazoa, Arthropoda, Insecta, Diptera, Culicidae. Gene Ontology annotation, cellular component: Golgi cisterna membrane. The transcript is spliced from 2 exons.
AAUCUCCAGCAUAUUUGUUUUGGUUUUCGUGUGGGGGGUGAACUUUACUUUAGCAAGUUUUUAUUUGUUUUGUGCUAAUUUCUGAGCAUGAAAUUGUAGUUUUAUACUGUGUUUCCAGGCGGUGCCGUGUGAAUUGCACUGUGUAAAGAAAUGAAAUUGUACUGAUCCACUGCAGCUAGUCACCAUGUGGAAAAUUUGCAACAUCAGCCGAAAUCAGUACUUCUUGGCCGGUUUGCUGAUAGGAUUCCUGUACAGCUACUACAUGCCCCAGGAUUUGACAGAGAUCGUCGUCGAGUGUCCGGAGGUCACGGAACGGGAACACCAGUUGGCGGAGGAGGCCAAGUAUGGCAGUGAAUUUGAGCCCCAGCUCAACCUGGAGCAGAAACCGAUGACGGCUAAAAAACAGGUGAAGAAUAUUGUUCGACCACGGUAUUACUACACGGAGUUGGGUAUUAGAGAGAAGCUGUUCGUGGGGGUGAUGAGUACGCAGGAGAACAUUGAUUCGUUAGCGACGGCCAUCAAUAAAACUUCCGCUCAUUUGGUUAACAAAAUAAAGUUUUUCAUAAAUGCUGACAACGUGAAAGCGAACUUCAAACUGAAGAAUAUUGUCGGAUUCACUGAUACGCGAGAAAAUUUGCGACCGUUUCACGUUCUCAAGUACAUCGCUGAUAACUACUUGGAUGAUUAUGACUACUUCCUGUUGGUGUCGGAUACAUCGUAUGUCAACGCCCGACUGCUAAAGGAAAGACUAUCCCACAUCAGUAUCAGUUUUAACAUCUAUAUGGGAACUCCCCAUGCGGUUCCGAACGAAGAUGGAGAAGCGCAACAGGAUUCGCAGUACUGUGAUCUGCAUGCCGGCAUCGUUCUAAGCAGUAGCGUUAUUCGAAAGAUCCGUGCAAACCUCGACUGGUGCGUGCGUAAUGCGGUCUCCAAUCAGCACAAUUUGAACAUCGGACGAUGUGUAAAAUAUUCAACUAAAAUCGAUAGCUGUCAAACUUCCUGGCAGGGCAUCAACGUGACAAGCUACAAACUGAACAGCUACAAAAUCUAUCGAGAUCUGCACAUGAUCAAACACGAGGAUAGCUUCAAUAAGGCUUCGGUGGUUUACCCGAUCACGACGGCGGACGAUUUCUAUCUGCUUCACGCGUACUUUUCCCGUGUUCAUCUGGAGCAGUCGAAUCAACGGAAAAAUUUAAUUCAGAAAGAAGCUUCUACGAUUUCCAACGGGACACUGUCGAAUGACAUCCUGGAAGUUCGCUGGCCACUGGGAGUUCCGAAACCGAACCCACCGGAAUCACGACACGAUAUCAUCCCGUGGACUCAUCUGAAUCUGACGCAUUCCUAUAUGUGGAACUCGGAAGUCAACGUGCGGCCUCUGUCCGGCGUCGAUAGCGAAGAUAUGCAGAACAUUCUCAACAAAACCAUCCUGGAGGCAUACCGCACUCAACCGGAACUGGAAUUUCGUAGUCUACAUUCGGCCUAUCGCCGGUUUGAUGCCGUUCGCGGAAUGGACUAUCGAAUGCAUCUCGCCUUCUACGACCGAAAGCGUCGCCAGUCGGUUCUGAAGAGUUUCGAAGUUGUUAAACCCAUCGGAUUGAUUGAGAUUGUGCCGUCACCGUACGUAACGGAAAGUACCCGAAUCGCCAUCCUACUGCCGACGUUCGAACAUCAGGUGCACGAGGCGCUGCAGUUUGUCCAAAGCUACGAGAAGGUUUGCAUGGACAAUCAGGACAACACCUUUUUGAUGCUGAUCUUCUUCUACCGAGCGGACACACCCAGCAAAGGAGACGAGGAUGUUUUCCUACCCCUGAAAAACCUCGCCUUGGGCCUAACGGAUCAGCACAAACAGGACGGAUCCCGAAUCGCUUGGGUGUCGAUACGGUUGCCACCGGAACUAAGUCAACCGGUCAGUUCGAAUCAUCUCUUGUCGAGCUCGGUAUAUGGACCGAAUCAGCUCCUUAGUUUUGCUGCCACGGAUUUGGCCUUGCGUAAAAUCGGUCUCGAUAGUCUGAUCAUGAUCUGUUCUAGUGGGGCUACUUUCCGAGCGGAUUUUUUGAACCGGGUUCGCAUGAAUACCAUCGCUGGCUUUCAGGUAUUCAGCCCCAUAGGUUUCAGCAUGUAUCCGUGCAGCUGGACCGGGCUGUGUAAGGAAUGUGACGGAUGUGAUGUUGGCCAGAGCAGUGGCUAUUUCGAUCGCGGUAAUUACGAUGUAAUUUCAUUCUACAGCCGAGACUACGUCGAAGCUAGGAAGUUGUUGGAACAACAAUUACCGAUCGUGCGUUCCGAUCGAGAUAUUGGCAAUCUGGUUAACUACACACAAGAAGGACCCUCGCCAAAUCAGGGAAUCGGAAAUGUAGCCGAAAUGUUUGUCAAAUCGACCAGUAAAAUUCACGUCCUACGCGGCAUAGAACCGAAUUUACGACUGGGGCGUGCGAUUGGCAACUUCCUGGCUAGUGAUCCGAACGGGGACCGACUGAUGGAGUUGCGCUGCGAAGAAUCGGACACCGAAAGAUGUUUGCGAAUCGCUUCGAAGAAGCAAAUCGGAGACGUUCUCGUACAGCGUGGCCACAGUGUGGAGAGCGAAGUGCUCGAAUAGAAAAAAAAGUCCGAGGCCGACGUUUUCACCGGAAUACAGGUACGUAGAUAGCAUUUAGCAGAAGCAACUGUAGCUUCAUAUUUUUUUUUUGCCAAAUUUAUUCGUUAACUGUCGAGCGAAGGUGUUAGUUUGUAGAAUCAGAAAUAUGUAUUCACUGUCAGGAAGAUAUGUUAGACUAUUUUAUGAAAAAUAAAAUGCUUUUCGUAUAAA